Messenger RNA from Ilyonectria robusta, 735 nucleotides. RefSeq lists its product as uncharacterized. Gene Ontology annotation, molecular function: oxidoreductase activity, acting on the CH-OH group of donors, NAD or NADP as acceptor. The record is from RefSeq and is a predicted model, not a curated record. The transcript is spliced from 4 exons. Bases 1 to 735 code for a protein of 244 amino acids. Lineage: Eukaryota; Fungi; Ascomycota; Sordariomycetes; Hypocreales; Nectriaceae.
AUGCCAGAGAAUCUUACCAUCCUGAUUACAGGCGCUAGCAGAGGUAUUGGCAAGGGCCUUGCAGCAGCGUACCUCGCUGCCCCAGGAAAUACGGUCAUCGCAUCUGUUCGUGAUCCAGUCCAUCCGAAUCUGCAGGCUCUCCGGAACCUUCCCUGUGGUCCAAGGAGCUCCCUGGUCAUCGCACAAAUUGAUAGCGGCAACGAGCGAAGCAUACAGGACGCCAUUCAAAAUUUGCAUGCUCCCAGACUGGACGUGGUGAUAUCCAACGCAGGCGUUAACGAGAGCUUCGACCGCCUGGUCGACACGACCACGUCCAUACUGGACAAACAUAUACACGUUAACGCUUACGGCCCACUCUGGCUGUUCCAGCAGACACUUCCACUUCUGAGUAAAUCAUCCGCACCGAGAUUUGUUGUUGUAUCCAGUGGUGCUGGGUCGACCUCGAUUCUGGAUCAAAUGGAAGAGCAGCCGAUGGGGGCCUAUGGUGCGUCAAAGUCACUGGUCAACCAUUUAAUCAAGCGCCUUUCGGUCGAGGUGAAAGAUGUGAUCAUCUGGCUUGUGAACCCAGGGUGCGUGGAAACCGAUAUGGUGAAGAAUGUUCGCGAACAUAUGCAAAUCCCAGAGUCCAUCACCAUCGAGGAAAGCGUCGCGGGGAUCAUGAAAAUGAUAGGCGAAGCCACUCAGGAAACCAGCGGGCAAUUCCUCGACUACGAUGGGGCGAAUAUGCCCUGGUGA